Musa acuminata subsp. malaccensis (wild Malaysian banana) is the source of this 1909-nucleotide messenger RNA. RefSeq lists its product as uncharacterized. The record is from RefSeq and is a predicted model, not a curated record. Lineage: Eukaryota; Viridiplantae; Streptophyta; Magnoliopsida; Zingiberales; Musaceae.
GGCCUCUUCUCUCUCUCUCUCUCUCUCUCUCUCAUCAGCCACACCACGAAUGCAGGCGCCGACCGCUGCGGAAGCGUCGAGGUUGCUCUCUUCUUCCACGAUUCAAACCCUCUCCUUCUCCCUCGAGCUCCGAAAGGACCGUCUAUGGGAUGUUCCGUGGAUCUCCAACCCUAGAUAGGACUGGAAGAGGCGAGGAGGUGAGUGGGCGGAGGAAGAGAUGGAGAGGAGCGAGCGAGACCACGCCAUGGGAGACUCCAUCCUCACCACCCUGACUAUGGAGAACCCCCAUCCCCCCUCCACCGUCCUCUCCAUGGACCCCGCCGGGCCGCCGCCGGCGACGGUCCCCGCCCACAAUGACUGCGACCACGAGAUCUCCAACAUCCAGCGGCGACAGCAGUCCGUCCUCUCCUGCCCGCCCGACAUCAAUCUCCCGCUCUUGGUCGACCAGUCGUCUCCGCAGCAGCCCUGGGACCCUGACCCUAUGGACAUACUGGACGUCGGCCUGGGUCCCCAGAUCUACGACCAUGAUGCCGUUCUCAACCUCCCCAAGGUGGGUGGCACCGGCGGCGCCGCCGGGGCCCGUAAGUGCGCCAAGAGAGGGGACAGCAUAUGGGGCGCGUGGUUUUUCUUCACUUACUACUUCAAGCCCGUGCUGGCGGAGAAGUCCAAGGGCAAGGUCGUCGUCCGCGACGCAGAACUCGACAAGUCCGACCUCCGCCUCGAUGUCUUCCUCGUCCAGCACGACAUGGAGAACAUGUACAUGUGGGUCUUCAAGGAGCGGCCGGAGAACGCGUUGGGGAAGAUGCAGCUGCGGAGUUACAUGAACGGCCACUCGCGCCAAGGGGAACCUCAGUUCCCUUUCAGCGUUGACAAGGGAUUCGUGCGAUCCCACCGGAUGCAGAGGAAGCAGUACAGGGGGCUUUCCAACCCCCAGUGCGUCCAUGGGAUCGAAGUGGUUCGGUCGCCAAACCUCUCGGUGAUAACAGAGGCCGACCGCAAAAAGUGGGCCGAGCUCACCGGCAGGAACUUGAACUUCUCGAUCCCAGCCGAGGCUAGCGAUUUCGAGUCAUGGAGGAACCUCCCAAGCACGGAUUUUGAGCUCGAGAGACCUCCCCCUCCUCCUCUCAAGACUGCAGCGCAUCCCAAUUCGAGGAAGGUGCUAAAUGGUUCGGGUCUUAACCUCUCCACCCAGCCAUCGAAUCAUGCAGGUGGAGAUUGCAUGGACCUUUCACCGGUCUACAGCAAGCGCAGGAAAGACUUCAUUUCCCAUGGGGCGUCCGAGGAUUGUUGCUCGUCCGGCAAUCCAUUGUCAGAUAGGCCUCAAGAUAUGGAAGUUCAUGCGACGGAGCCAUCAUGGGUGACUGAGUUCACUGGUGUAAUGAGGCAUGCGUGCGGCCCGGUGACUGCUGCAAAGACGAUCUACGAGGAUGAAGAAGGGUACUUGAUCAUGGUCAGCUUGCCUUUCUCCGAUCAGCAGCGGGUGAAGGUAUCAUGGAGGAACAGCCUGACACAUGGGAUAGUCAAGAUCUCCUGUGUCAGCAUUGCUCGGAUGCCUUACAUAAAACGACACGAUCGAACAUUCCGGCUCACGGAUCCUUCUCCUGAGCAUUGCCCUCCGGGGGAAUUUGUGAGAGAAAUACCACUAGCAACCCGGAUUCCUGAAGAUGCUAAGCUGGAAGCUUACUACGAUGAAUCCGGAACAGUUCUGGAGAUCAUGGUGCCUAAACGCAGCGCCGGACCCGAAGAACAUGAGGUUCAUGUGUGCAUGCGCCCUCCUCAUCUUGGUGCCAAUGAACUCAUGUUGACUUGACGGGCAGUAACUUGGUGUGUCUUGGACGGUGAUCAUGUUGUUUACUAACUCGAUUGUAUCGUAGGAAGAAACGUAUGAAGUGAAAGUUCAUCUUUGUCA